CCAGAGGGGCGGGAGGGAGAGAGGGAGGGAGGCCCGCGGGUGAAAGGGGCAUUGAUGCAGCCCGCGGCGGCCUCGGAGCGCGGCGGGGCCAGACUCUGGUCACGUCCGAGCUCCGCGCCUCCUCCUGCUCCUGCUCCUGCUCCGCGCGCCCCGGGGCCGCCGCGCGCCAUGCGCCCCCACGGCCCCGCCGCCGCCUCCGCGCAGCGGUUCCUCGGGCUCCUGCUGCUUUUGCUGCUGCAGCUGCGGGCGCCGUCGAGCGCCUCCGAGCUCCCGAAAGGGAAGCAAAAGGCGCUGCUGCGGCAGAGGGAGGUGGUGGACCUGUAUAAUGGAAUGUGCUUACAAGGACCAGCAGGGGUGCCUGGGCGAGAUGGAAACCCUGGGGCCAAUGGCAUCCCUGGUACCCCUGGGAUCCCAGGUCGGGAUGGAUUCAAAGGAGAAAAAGGCGAAUGCUUGAGGGAAAGCUUUGAGGAGUCCUGGACACCGAACUACAAACAGUGUUCAUGGAGUUCACUCAAUUAUGGCAUAGAUCUUGGGAAAAUUGCGGAGUGUACAUUUACAAAAAUGCGCUCAAACAGCGCUCUAAGAGUUUUGUUCAGUGGCUCCCUUCGGUUAAAAUGCAGAAGUGCGUGCUGUCAGCGUUGGUAUUUCACGUUCAAUGGAGCUGAAUGUUCUGGACCUCUUCCCAUCGAAGCCAUCAUUUAUUUGGACCAAGGAAGCCCUGAACUCAAUUCAACAAUUAAUAUUCAUCGUACUUCUUCUGUGGAAGGGCUCUGUGAAGGAAUCGGAGCUGGACUAGUGGAUGUUGCCAUCUGGGUCGGGACCUGUUCAGAUUACCCGAAAGGGGACGCCUCCACCGGAUGGAAUUCAGUAUCUCGCAUCAUUAUUGAAGAACUGCCCAAAUAAAUCCUCUGAUUUUCAUUCCCUACCUCUUUUUUAAUUAAAACUUUAAAGGGUUCAUUUUAGUGGCAUUUUUAUAUCAUUUUUAUGUAUACGUCUGAAGAAGAAACGAAGAUAAACGUGUCUCAGACCAAAGUGUAAUCUCACACUGUUUGGAAAAUCCAGUAUUAUUCAUUUUCCUUCCAUCAGAAAUGGUUUCAGGAUUUUGUAGUUGAUUAGAAUACCUUCUUCAUAGUCCCCAUUCCCUGAACCUGUAAUCUGGAAUGUCAUUGUGGUCUUUAACUUUUCCUGUUCUCUUAGGAUAGCGUUUUUUGAAACAGGAAGGCUACCAUAUCAGUCUUUGUACAAGUUGUAAAUGUUGAGAACUAUUUUAUAUCUGUGAAAUAAAACUUAUUUCAAACAA
This is a messenger RNA of Mustela lutreola (European mink), 1300 nucleotides long. RefSeq names its product collagen triple helix repeat containing 1 (gene CTHRC1). The transcript is spliced from 4 exons. Bases 55 to 903 code for a protein of 282 amino acids. NCBI's taxonomy places the organism in Eukaryota, Metazoa, Chordata, Mammalia, Carnivora, Mustelidae. The record is from RefSeq and is a predicted model, not a curated record.